AUGGCUCGUAUAUUUGAUUUAUGCACCAUCCUUGACAGACUGAUGGGUGGCUCAACCAUUGUCGUGCAUCAUCCAGGCACCAUACCUCCAAACAUGCCCAUUGUUCCUGAAUCUCUCAAGGCUGAUAUCUACAUUAACCCCAAAGUCCUUCUUGAGCACCGCAAGCUACAUCCUGUGGUCGCCAAGAUCACUCAACUCUUCCUUGCGAAAUAUGCAACUCCUCUUGCUCGAAGCUUCACGUUGUCCUGUACUAAGAAAGGAUGGAGAGCAGCAGGAAGUUUGCAAACUCCUGCUAAAGGCAAAGGCAGGGCAGAGACUAGCCUAUUGCCAUUUAUUCCACCUCCAAUCACCCCAUCAUCUUUGCACUUCGUCCUUCCAGGCCACCCAGAUGGCUCACUGGAGGUCCUCUUAUUAACCGACUCCAAUAUCUUAUCUUACGUUCCACACUAUGAUACUCAAAUUAUGUGGGUGGCGUCUCAGGUUGGUGUGCAGAGCUCUGGCAAUUGUGGCCAUGACAGCACUGUCAACAUUAAUGUCCCCAUCUCCGACAAUGCGGCUCUUAUUACGCCAAUGAAAAAGCCAAAAGUGCACUCACUUCGGGGAAUGAUCAAGGACACUCACAUCACCGUGGUUGACUCGUCGAGUGACUCUGACACUUGCCCAUCUUCACCAUGGUCUUAUCCUAAGGUUACAUUCUCAAACCAGAAGGAUAAGAAUUUUCGGGCGGUACCAUUGGCAGCUCUACCCACCAGUGUCUUCAGCUCCAUUGGCCAAUUAUUUGGUCAUCAUCCCUUUUGGUAA
Messenger RNA from Suillus subalutaceus, 801 nucleotides. RefSeq lists its product as uncharacterized. The coding region runs from base 1 to 801 and encodes 266 amino acids. The transcript is spliced from 4 exons. Lineage: Eukaryota; Fungi; Basidiomycota; Agaricomycetes; Boletales; Suillaceae. The record is from RefSeq and is a predicted model, not a curated record.